AUGGAAUGGCGUGGCGACGCAUUGCAGAUCUAUUUUGCUCAUAUGAAGAAUGACCAAGCUUUACGGAUCUUUUGGGCAUGUAAUGAUUUUGACGGAACAGACUUACUAUUUCCCGGUAACAACCAAUACGAGCGGUUUCAGAAGUCGCUGCAACGAAUUCUGACACAGCAAGAUGUCGCCGCUGAGCUGAGCCGCCAGCGACUUAAAGCUACGGAGCUAGGUACUCAUUCUAUGCGAAAAGGUGCGGCUACGUUCUGCUCGUCUGGAUCGACUGUGUGUCCAUCAUCGACAGCAGUACAUUUGCGAGCAGGUUGGUCCUUAGGAGGUGUCCAGAAUACAUAUCUUCGAUACGAGGCAGCUGGCGAUAAGCACGUCGGCCGCACUGUUGCUGGUCUACCUACGGAGAGUUCACAGUUUUCUAUUUUGGCUCCACACUUUGAGGAUCACGAGGAAUGGGUGAAAACUGGAGUUAAACUGAUGUUUCCUGGUAUUCCAGAGAGGUUGGAAUUUGUAGCGGAGUAUUGCUAA
Phytophthora nicotianae INRA-310 is the source of this 528-nucleotide messenger RNA. RefSeq lists its product as hypothetical. Bases 1 to 528 code for a protein of 175 amino acids. The record is from RefSeq and is a predicted model, not a curated record. Lineage: Eukaryota; Oomycota; Peronosporomycetes; Peronosporales; Peronosporaceae. The transcript has 2 exons.